Messenger RNA from Penaeus vannamei (Pacific white shrimp), 2536 nucleotides. RefSeq lists its product as uncharacterized. The record is from RefSeq and is a predicted model, not a curated record. NCBI's taxonomy places the organism in Eukaryota, Metazoa, Arthropoda, Malacostraca, Decapoda, Penaeidae.
UAGGGAAGAUCGCCCGAGGUACCAUGACUAUAACUUGCGGCGUAUGUUCUUGUAGCUAUUGAAUUUUGUGACCAUAGCGUAGUUUUUCAAAUAGCAAACCGUGUCAAUGGAGUGCUAUAUUCUGGAAUAACAUUAUGUUUGACUUUCUCUUAAACCGUCACAGUAAACACGUAAAAUUGAACUCAAUAAGUGAAUUUUAAAGGAGCAAAAUUAAUGGACGCAAACUCAGAUCCAGGAGAAAAGUUGGGAACCUUAAAAGCAAUGGACUACGAAUCACAAACUAACAGAAGACCUAGGGAAGAAAGUGACAAGAAAUCCUGUAUCCCAAACUUGGCCGGAGACAUAAGAGCUGGCAGAAACUUGAAGUAAAUCAACAACCCAGGACAGACGACCAGGCAAACAGAACAUGAAGCUCAUUAUUAGCUUAGCCGGAAAAUCAGACAAAUAGGCCGAGGAUACCAUUACAGCAGCCGUAUCCUGAUUUCUUGCAGUUUGCGCUUAUGUCAUUUUCGGAAAAAUAGGACAGAGGAUGUAAUUGGUACUGAUGUAUCAUUGAGAAUCAAGAAAAUAUCUUCCAUCUGGUGUACAUGAAGAUAUGGCGAUGUACUAGCAUAAUGCAGAUAUCAUGAAGAGCCCAAGAGAGAUUGUGUUUCUGAUAUCUGUCAUCUUGUGUGUUGAUGUAACAAAUGGUGAACUUGGCGCAGCAUGUUACUCAUUGACUGACUGUACAACGGAUGCAGAUUGCAUACACGGGAUCUGUAAUUGUACUGAGAUUUGGUAUAUAGGGAAUUCUCUUACACCAAUAUGUAGGUCUUGGCAGUAUGAGAAAUUGUGUACAAAGGAUGAAGAGUGUUGGGAAAAUGCCAAGUGCAUAUCCGUGAAAUGUGAAUGUAAUGAAGGGUUUUACAGAAUUAAUUCUUCAUGCCGUAAAGUAAAACUACAGGGUGUGAUGAAGCAGUGCAAAAUAAAUUUAAAUGGAGCAGAUACAGAAAUGUGUGAUAUUAACAAACAUAGUAUUUGUAUUGAAAAUACAUGUGUUUGCACUAAGGGCUACAUACCAAACAAAUACGGACAGUGUGAGUCAAAGGAAUCAUAUUUGACCCGGACACGAAGGACUGAAUAUCGUGUUACACCAGGUGAAUACUGUAGAGAGGAUACAGACUGUAUUGAAGGCCUAGAAUGCAAGAGCUUUGAGUGUACGUGUCCAAGUGGUUGUAAACAUGUUGCAAGGAAUAUGGCUUGUGACUGUGGAGACGUUGAAACUGAGGUUGCACCAAUUAUUGUUGGAGUCCUUCUAGGUGUGAUUAAUAUUUCUUUCUGGUUCUGGGCAAUAAGGAGAACCAUUGUGAAGCACAAGGAAAAAAUGAAACGUCUUUCAUAUCGCACAGCAAUUAAUGAUGAUGUGUCUGCUUCACAUCCUCUUUCACCUGUCCAGUCCUCUGACCAAACAGUUGCAGGCUUUGUAUCCCCUUCCAGUAGAACAGCUGGCACACCUAUCCGAGAAGACAGGGGCACUUCCAGACCCUAUUCCAUAAAUCCCCCAACAGCACCAAACAAUCCUGUAAAUUUAGCAUCAGAUAAUCCUCCAUCAUAUGAAGAAGUAAUUUCUUCCCCCCUGUAUAAACCUAAGCCAUCAAGCCUGCAAAAUGCGCCAGAUCCCCCUCCAUACAUUCCUUUGUCAAGUGGCACUUGGCAGUCUUCAAGUCCUUCACACUCUCCUACAGCACCACCAUAUUCAAUUAGUCCUCAGGCAACACUACAGUCUGGAAGUCUUGAUGCAAUACCAAACCCCGGAAAUCCCUCAACACCAGCAGUCAGUUUAUCAUCUCCAUUACAUUCAUCGGUCCCAGAAAUACAGCAAGCAUACAAUCCAAACUUCUAUGACGGCAAUGUUUCAGGUUCAGCUGCCAGUGAUGGUCCAUCAAGACUGUAAAUAUGGUACUCUGGGAAAAUUAAAUGUAACAACAUGAAAUAUUCUUGGCUGAAUACCAUUUGUUACAGAUCCCGUAUAGGGAAGAAAUUGCUUGGCAGAAUCCAUUUACCAAGAGGUAUCUUGGAAAACUAAUCACUAAUUUGGGCUGGAAGGAUACUGGAUACUGGAGAAGAUGGCAGUCUCCUGGAUAUGAAUUUAAAGACUACUACCUCAUACUCCCACAUCUAAGAGGUGAAAUUCCUUUGCCAGAGAAAAAGUAUCCUCAAUGUAUAUAUGUUCUAGGGAAUCCUAAAUGGUAAUCCCUUAAUUCUUACACGUUUUGUAGUAUGGUAUUGUAAAGUAACAAAAUGAUGAGGUGUAUGAGAAGUCACCUCAGAAUAUUAUCAAAAUCAUUGAAAAGAGAAGCAAAGCAUGUUGGGUAAGGAGAAAGCCAUUUUAUGUACAAAUAUAAAGAGAGAGGUGAGUCACAGGAAAAAAGGUACAAAACAUGAAGAAACUGUAUUAACUGUAUCAAAAGAAGGCAAACAUUACAGAAAUUAAUAUGAAACUGUUGGUAAUAAUUUUGAAAAUUGCAUACUAUAAAAUGAGUAAAUUGUGUAUAUU